UAUUAAGGUACCAAUUGCUUGUGGAUCCACAAAUUGCCUGAUCAGGAUAAAUGGCCAGCAUGUGAUCUCGACCUAUCAUGGGAUCCGGGAUUUCAUCAUUUCUUUACUCUUUCUGGUAUCUUAAGUCGUCGCGUCGGCCUCUCCACUCUGCAGAAUAUUCUAAUGUCACCCAAUCACAUAUCCUGCUAGAUUAGCAGAAAAUGCCUCGUCAAGGGCCCGCAUGCUUGACAUGCAGAGAAAAAUGCCGAAGAUGUGAUCGUGCGCGUCCCAACUGUCAUCGUUGUAUAUCCAAGGGUCUAGUGUGUGGAGGUUAUCCGGAACAAUUUAGGUUUUGUGGUAUUGCUAGUCGAGGGAAAUGGAAAGGCGCCCGGAUACCAGUGAGCGCUCAACGGCCCAGAAAUAUUUCAGAAAGAGUCGAAUCGGAGCGAGACAACAGCCGGCAACAGGCUACAGAAAGUACAGAUGAUACUCAGAGAUCUUCAGGGGAAACUGAUUCACUGUCACAUCCGGAGAAGCCCACUGCGGAUACCGAGGAGAUACCACCCGACAUCGCAAAGAUACUCAGGCUGCCCGAGACCGAAACCCUUCUUGCUCAUUAUGACGAAUAUAUAUGUCCCCACCAGAUCUCCGAGAUUGGGUAUAAUAGCACCAAUCCAUAUCGAUUGUAUAUCAUCCCCUUAGCCCGACAGCAAAUUGGCUUACUAUACGCCGUCCUUGGCUUAUCCGCUUCACACCUUGGGCGCUUAACAGGGGAUCAAACCAUGUAUGAAGCCACUGCAGUAGAGUAUCGUAUGAAAGCUAUACGGGCGCUUAGCGAAGAGAUCCGUAGGAGUCAAGCAUCCACCUUGCUGGAGGAUGAGCAGGAUGCUGUUCUUGCUAUCAUUCAGGUUUUAUUACUUCAUGACAUAUCCGAAUCUGGAGUUUCGAGUCAUGGUAUUCACAUAACAGGAGCCAUGUCCGUCUGUAAGCGGUUGUUGAUCUCCGAGGGACUAAGUGGCUACCGUCAGCGGGCUGUAUUUUUCCUGGGUAACCUUGCCUGGCUUGACAUUGUCCGCGCUUUUGCCGGUCCAGAACGCCUCUGUUUCUCUCAGGAUAUCCGAGAACUAGUCGCCUGCGCAAGUGAGAACACAUUCGAAAUGGUUAACGGAUGCCAUCGGGAGGUGUUCUUGAUCAUUGGUAGUGUCCUGGAAAAAGCUAAAGAGUACACAUUGGGGUGGCUGACAUGGGAUGAAUAUCAAAUCGCUAUGCUCGUGGCAAAGCACAAGCUAUAUUCAUGGGACAGGACAGGGAAGAUAUACCCUAGCGCUGACCAUCGUUGGCUGGCUGUGGCGGAGGCUUUUCAAUUCGCAUGUAUAUUGCGCAUUCUUCGACUGCUUGACCAUUUGCGACCGGCCAAAGAUCCAGAAAUACAAGACUGUGUGGCACGGAUUUUAGAUGCAACUGCCACCAUAUCCUCAGAAUUUUCACUGCUAGAAUUGCUGAUUUUGCCGCUGUUCAUCGCAGGAGCAGAUUCUCUGUCACCGCAUUCCCAGUAUUAUGUUCUAGCCCGGUUCAAGGAGAUUGAAAGGAGGUCUGAGUUUCGCAACCCCGUUCCGCGCGAGCUUUUAGAGAAGGUAUGGGCUGCUCGCGCCGCUCAAUCACCUGACGAAGAUGAGAAUAUCUCGUGGACAAACUUUACACAUUGUCCUGGGAUUGCACGGCAACACGACUAUCUUAUCAUAUGAGGGUGCAGAAUAUUUUCAUUAGUUAUUUAAUAUCAGCAGAUGCAGGGCUGAG
Messenger RNA from Aspergillus alliaceus, 1776 nucleotides. RefSeq lists its product as uncharacterized. The record is from RefSeq and is a predicted model, not a curated record. Gene Ontology annotation, biological process: positive regulation of transcription by RNA polymerase II. The coding region runs from base 201 to 1724 and encodes 507 amino acids. Lineage: Eukaryota; Fungi; Ascomycota; Eurotiomycetes; Eurotiales; Aspergillaceae. Gene Ontology annotation, molecular function: transcription cis-regulatory region binding; DNA-binding transcription factor activity, RNA polymerase II-specific; zinc ion binding. The transcript is spliced from 6 exons. Gene Ontology annotation, cellular component: nucleus.